Molecule: messenger RNA, 1272 nt
Organism: Mya arenaria
Lineage: Eukaryota; Metazoa; Mollusca; Bivalvia; Myida; Myidae
Product: gastrin/cholecystokinin type B receptor-like
Exons: 1
Coding region: 1-1272 (423 amino acids)
Biological process (GO): G protein-coupled receptor signaling pathway
Cellular component (GO): plasma membrane
Molecular function (GO): G protein-coupled receptor activity
Source: RefSeq, a predicted model, not a curated record
AUGUAUUCACCUUUUUCUCAUGUGGAUGGGGCUAGGAACUGGACAGAAGGUGACCUUAGUUUAGAGAAGGCUUCCACUCUCGUGGGCUCAAUAGUGUACCUGUGCAUUCUGAUGGUAGUUGGAAUGGUAGGCAACAUCUUCGUCUUGCUGAUAUUUUACUUUAGAUUCACUCCAUCAACUGAUAGAUGUUUCAUAAUAACUCUUGCCAUCUAUGACUUUUUCGCAUGUGCGGUCGGUGCACCAUGGGAAAUCGCGGAGUCAUUCUUCGCAUUUAAUUACCAAGACGUCAUCACCUGUAAAAUAUUCAGAUUCAUACUGUACUAUACAUGUAUAGCAUCAAGUUUGACGUUAGUUCUUAUUGCAAUAGAACGCAGCAGAAAGAUAUGUACGCCAUUAAAGUCGCAGCUCAGUGUUCCAAUGGCAAAAAGGGCGAUAUGUGUUGUGGUGUUAGUAAUUUCCACCAUCUCCGCCAGCCCAGCAUUGGUGCUCUAUGGAAAUAAAACUAUUCCGACAGGAUAUAAAAACGUCACUGGCACAAAGUGCUUUGUUACCGAUCAUUUUAGUGAAACAUUCUGGCCAAAAGUGUUCAACAUCUAUCUGCUUGCUCUUGCAUUUUUGUCAACGGCCAUUAUGGCAGUAUGUUAUAUUCGAAUAGCAAGAACCGUAUCCAGAAUGGGUAUGGAUAGGAUAUCAAAGCGGAUGAAGGCAUACGAAAUGCCCAAUGCAAAGUCUGUAGAUUCGGUUGCACGAAGCGAAGACGACGUAAACGAUUCCGACUCGACAUAUCAGCAGAAUUUUAACUUCUCCAGUACGAAACAAAACCACCAGACGCCACGAAGUGAAUCGAGUGUUAUGCCAAGUGACAACGUUAGAGUCGCGAUGAGUACUAGUGCGACGCCAACAAGAAGUAAAUUUCGUGACAGAUCCUUAAAGCGGGUCGGAAAACUUUUACGACGUUUGUCGUCAAAAUCUGGACGGAAGACAUUACGUGUGACUAAAAUGUUAACGUUUGUUACUGUCGCAUUCGUUGUCAGUUAUUUACCUCACCUUAGCCUGCAGCUGUGGAGCAUGUUUAACUCAAAGGAAAUAGAACAUACCUUACCAACAGACAACUUCUACCAAGUUUUGUUUUAUUCUUUUCUAAUAAACAAUCUUGUAACUCCUUUUAUCUAUGCUACCAUGGAUUUGAAAUUCAAAAACGAGCUGAAAAAGCUUUUGGCAUGUGGUUUCAAUAUUGGUACAAAGAAAAAUACUGUUUUAUAUGAAAUUUAA